GCCGGAGCCCAGCUCAUUGCGGAGCGAAGCGGCAGCCGCGAUGGCAACCACCGUGACCUGCACCCGCUUCACCGACGAGUACCAGCUGUACGAGGAAAUUGGCAAGGGGGCUUUCUCGGUCGUGCGACGCUGCGUCAAACUCUGCACCGGCCAUGAGUACGCAGCCAAGAUUAUCAACACCAAGAAGCUCUCUGCAAGAGAUCAUCAGAAGUUGGAGCGCGAAGCCCGGAUUUGCCGUCUCCUGAAGCAUUCCAACAUCGUUCGUCUCCACGACAGCAUAUCCGAGGAGGGCUUCCACUACCUCAUCUUUGAUCUCGUCACUGGUGGGGAGCUCUUUGAAGACAUCGUGGCCCGGGAAUAUUACAGCGAAGCCGAUGCCAGUCACUGUAUCCAUCAGCUAUUAGAAAGCGUAACUUACAUGCACCACUAUGCCAUUGUGCACAGGGACUUGAAGCCGGAGAACCUGCUCCUGGCCAGCAAGUGCAAAGGCGCGGCGGUGAAGCUGGCGGAUUUUGGCUUGGCCAUCGAGGUGCAGGGGGAUCAGCAGGCUUGGUUUGGCUUCGCCGGCACCCCCGGUUACCUCUCGCCCGAAGUGCUGCGCAAAGAAGCGUACGGCAAACCCGUGGAUAUCUGGGCGUGUGGUGUGAUCCUUUACAUCCUGCUAGUCGGUUACCCUCCCUUCUGGGACGAGGACCAGCACAAAUUGUACCAACAGAUCAAGGCUGGUGCCUACGACUUCCCUUCUCCCGAGUGGGACACGGUCACCCCCGAAGCCAAAAACCUCAUCAACCAGAUGUUAACCAUCAACCCGGCCAAAAGAAUCACAGCCCACGAAGCCCUGAAACACCCAUGGGUCUGCCAACGUUCCACCGUGGCCUCCAUGAUGCACAGGCAGGAGACCGUAGAGUGUCUGAAAAAGUUCAACGCCAGGAGGAAGCUCAAGGGGGCGAUUCUCACCACCAUGCUGGCCACGAGGAACUUUUCAGUCGGCAGACAGACCACCGCUCCCGCCACAAUGUCUGCAGCCGCCUCCGGUGCCACCAUGGGGUUGGUGGAACAAGCUAAGAGCUUACUGAACAAGAAGGUCGACGUUGGCAAGCCGCAGACGAACAGCAGCAAAGGCAGCGCCGGGGUCACCAGCCCGAAAGGAACCCUCCCUCCAGCUGCACUGGAGCCUCAAACCACCGUUAUCCAUAACCCCGUGGACGGCAUUAAGGAAUCGUCUGACAGCACCAACACCACCAUAGAGGACGAGGACACGAAAGCUGCCAGGUUCUCUGACAUUUUAUUCACAGUGAGGAGGGGCUCGGGGCCCCUGGACGCCGAAGGGCUGCAACCUGCCACCAGCCAGCCCUGCCCAUCUCCAGCUGUCACAAACCCUCCGCCUCCCCAGCCCACCAAGUUCUCUGACAUUUUGAGCACGGUGAGGAAGGGCUCCGGGCCCCCAGACGCUGAGGGGCCACGGCCUGCCGGGAGCCAGCCCUGCCCAGCCGUGGCGACCCCUCUUGUUCCCCAGUCCACCAGGUUCUCUGACCUUUUGAACACAGUGAGGAGGGGCUCCGGGCCCCCGGACACUGCCGUCAGCCAGCCCUGCCCAUCUCCAGCCAUCAUGAACCCUCUGCCUCCCCUGCCCCGCAAGCAGGAAAUCAUCAAGAUCACCGAGCAGCUGAUUGAGGCCGUGAACAACGGGGACUUCGAGGCCUACGCGAAGAUCUGCGACCCAGGCCUGACGUCAUUCGAACCCGAAGCCCUGGGCAACCUGGUCGAGGGGAUGGACUUCCACAGAUUCUACUUCGAAAACUUGUUAUCCAAAAACAACAAGCCCAUCCACACGACCAUCCUGAACCCCCACGUGCACGUGAUCGGGGAGGACGCCGCCUGCAUCGCCUACAUCCGCCUGACGCAGUACAUCGACGGGCAGGGCCGCCCCCGCACCAGCCAGUCCGAGGAGACCCGCGUCUGGCACCGCCGUGACGGCAAGUGGCAGAACGUCCACUUCCACUGCUCGGGGGCGCCCGUGGCACCGCUGCAGUGAAGAGCUACCGCUGGCUGUUUUGGUUUCAUCCCGAAGGAGAUGGUGAUUUGAGCUGAGCCGCUAGCCGGGAGCAGCGGUGCCAAGCACGCGCCCGCAUGCACGUGUCCCCCUUCCCCUGCCCGUUUCCAGUGCCUGUGUUUGCAGAAAAAUACCAACAAAAAAAAACAAAACAACAACAAAAAAAAACCAACCCGACCCCACCCCAAGCCCAGCCCAGCCGUGACUUCUCCAGACCCAGCCACCCCCGUCCCUGCCCCCCGUGUCCGUCCAGCCAGGUGAGCAGGUGUUGCGAUGAAACUGUUCCGACUCUGAUACAAACCUUCCUUCCAAAGCCCCGCGCCGCCCGCCCCCCGCGCUGCCCGCCCCUGCACUGAGCGGCGCUCCGCCGAGACGACUUGCAUUCUCUGUCGAAGCAUGGACCUUCCCCGUGGUCGUGUCCCGUGGUCGUGUUUGCGCUUGGACAUCUGUGACCUGUUUUUCGAACCGUUCCUCGACAGCGGACUCUGCUCCCGAGCGCUCGGGCUUCCCCGGAUCUUCCCCUUCUAGUUGUGCUUGUGGAUUGUUCUGAUGACGAUGACAUUACUAUUCUUCGGACGCCUCGUUCGUUUCUUCUUUGGUGGGUUUGGUCGCUGGAGCCGUGGCUUUGCUGGGCCUGGAUCCUCACCCCGUCCCCCGCUAGCCAACGGCUGGCUUUCCCCACACACCGCCGACCCGGGGAGGGGGGUUGGGGGAGAAG
Messenger RNA from Mauremys reevesii (Reeves's turtle), 2771 nucleotides. RefSeq names its product calcium/calmodulin dependent protein kinase II beta (gene CAMK2B). The record is from RefSeq and is a predicted model, not a curated record. Gene Ontology annotation, biological process: protein phosphorylation. The transcript is spliced from 24 exons. Gene Ontology annotation, molecular function: calmodulin binding; calcium/calmodulin-dependent protein kinase activity; ATP binding. Gene Ontology annotation, cellular component: cytoplasm; neuron projection. Bases 41 to 2035 code for a protein of 664 amino acids. NCBI's taxonomy places the organism in Eukaryota, Metazoa, Chordata, Testudines, Geoemydidae.